AUGGGAAAAAGAAGAAGACGUCGUUCGGACGAUAUCAGACGAAAAAUAAAACGGCUUAAACGUAGCCUAGACCGCCGCCAUCAAUAUAGUGAAGACGAAGUAUCCGAAUACGACUCUGCGGAAGAAACGUAUCCUUCUGACUACGAAGCAGUAUCAGAAGCCUCGGCAUCGGACUAUUCCAACACAGAAGAGCUCAAGUCAGUAAUAGUACCGGUAGAAACACUUGAUCCGAAUUCGGCCCCGGCUUUACCGACCGAGUCACCCCCCACCUCGGGCUCCGCCGCGGACCCGAGCACCUCAAUCCCGGAGGCGCCGCCGGUAACGCUGCCAGAUAAUAUUUUGGAAGCUCUGGGUGGAACAAAAGAGAAAGAGGAGAAAUUUGGCCCGAACGUCCCAGAUGAGAUCGCUAAACGUUGGGGUCGGAUAACAGUUGAGGGUUUAGGUAAAGAGGAAAAGGAGGAACUUACAGAAAAGUUUUUAGUUCCCGAAAAUUUCAAGCUACUCAAGGCUCCUAAACUGAACGCUGAAAUCGCAACUGUGAUGUCUGAGUCUUCUAGACAAAGAGACAAAAGGAUGGAAAAGUCCCAAAACCAGUUAGGACUGGCUAUUGCAGGUUUAUCCAAGCUAACAGGUUCCUUAAUCUCAGAAAACUUAGAUAAACUGGCUAUCAUAAAACAGAUCGCCGAUGUUAGCCAAUUGUUAGCCGAUCUUCAUUCUGAGAAUACCAAUAGCAGAAGGAAAAUUAUCUUACCCAGUUUGGAUAAAAAAUUUACAAGUAUGAUGCAGGACGUGAAAAGAGAUUCGUAUUUGUUCGGGGAAAAUCUCGGAGAAAAAAUCAAAGCUUCGAAGUCAGCAGAGAAGUCAGGACUUCAAAUUAAAAGAUCCUAUACCUCCAAUCCCCCUCCUACGUCGAAGAAAUAUACCCCGCGCCAGGGAAACUGGAGGGCCCCACCCAGGCAACAGGGUUCGCGAGCAAACAAGCCGGGUGGGUACCGCGACCGCGACCGGACUCGUGCUCCUCAGCAUCCUCGGCGGACGACCUCGGACAAGUACCAACAAUCAUCGUACAAGAGAGACAACCGGCAGCAACGCAAACAUCAUUAGAGAGAAGAUGCCAUAG
Molecule: messenger RNA, 1120 nt
Organism: Leguminivora glycinivorella
Lineage: Eukaryota; Metazoa; Arthropoda; Insecta; Lepidoptera; Tortricidae
Exons: 3
Coding region: 1-1104 (367 amino acids)
Source: RefSeq, a predicted model, not a curated record